AUAUGUGCAUAAGAAUUGCGUAUAUAUAGCCCACUUGAUUUCAUGUCAAUAAGAAAAGUCAAAUUAAGGAAAUCCAUACAAAAAUAUAUUUCUAUAAUAGAAAGAAUAUAUUACUUCGAGACACUCGCGUGAUGGAUGGAAGGUCAGCUUAAAGUUCCAAUAUUAUAUUUUCAUGAACAAUGAACAGGACAGCCUGGUUGUUGGAGUUACACAGUGAUGGGCACCCUCAAAAUGUUUCUAACACGCUGUCAAAGCUAAAUAUUACCUGGUGCGUCUCGUUUCUUCGUCAUCUCUCAAAAAACGGAAACAGAACUCACUAUUCAGGACUAGAUAACCUCUCUGAGGAGGACAACUUCCAAAACUACUGUAUUGAAACCCUCCAGAGAUUUCACUUGUAUAUGCGUCCAUACGUCCUCCCAUGGUGGCAACAGUUUUUGUGGGCCACUGUCUUUGGUAUAAUGAUAAGCAUGGCAACAGUUGGAAACAUUAUUGUGCUGUGGAUAGUUGUCGCACAUAGGAAAAUGAGAACGGUUACGAACUAUUUUCUAUUAAAUCUUGCGAUAGCAGAUCUCUUACUGGCCGAUUUUAACGCCAUCUUUAACUUUGUCUACUUACUUGGAAGCCACUGGCCAUUUGCAUCCAUGUAUUGUACGAUUAGUAACUUCAUUGCUUACUUAACAGUCUCGACCUCAGUAUUUAGCAUAGCAGCUCUGAGUGUAGACCGGUACAUGGCUAUAGUACGUCCUCUAAGUCCUCGAAUGUCUAAGAAAACAGCCUUGCUAGUAACUGCAUCGAUCUGGUUAAGUGGUGUACUGUUAGCACUCCCAACAAUUCUUUAUUCAACCACAAGAACUUAUCACUAUGCCAUAGGUGGAGACAGAACCUUGUGCUAUCUGCGUUGGCCUAACGGGCAUCUAUCUGAGGACGACUAUAUAUACAACGUGUUCUUCCUUAUACUGACCUACAUAAUUCCAGUGAUGGCCAUGGCGAUAACCUACACUAAAAUGGGGCUUGUAUUAUGGGGAAGCAGAGCGAUAGGAGAGACAACAGAGCAUCAAAGAAAUGUUGUUUUAUCAAAACGCAAAGUAGUUCGAAUGUUGAUUGCUGUAGCGUUAGUGUUCACCAUUUGUUGGCUACCUUAUCACGUAUAUUUUAUCUACACCUAUCAUCAACCAGAAAUCCUUCAAACUGAUUACAUUCAACACGUUUAUUUGGUUUUUUACUGGCUGGCCAUGUCUAACUCAACUUACAACCCCAUCGUUUAUUACUGCAUGAAUACAAGAUUUAAACGGUAUUUUCGUAAGGUCUUGUGUUGUUGCCGAAAGACUACAGAUCAGAAAUGUCCUGGUAGAAGUUCUGUGGAGGGUACAGCAUCAAGGUUGAGAUCCCUCACAAGGAAAACGCUUUUGAGGAAAUCUACCAUUUCCCGGCCUAUUCCAUUAAGAAAUAUGAAAACUAACGGUCCGAUAGACGAUGUGUGAUUGGUCAACUGUCCGAUAAAUGAUGUGUGAUUAGUUAACACUCAUAUCAGAUUCGUUUAAGUUCAACCAAAUCUACGUUUUUUACAGAUUGCUUUAAAAAACCUUGCUUGGUAGCUGCCACAUGAUCUUACAUUUACGAGGAAUUCUGGGUUCGAUCAAGAUUAAAAUUGUGCAGACUAACACAAAAUAAAUUAAGAUUUCUGUCUCAUUGUUGUUUCCGUUAGUAAACCUUUUUAAUGCAACAGUUAUAGUUUAUUCAAUAUAUUCUUAAGUUAAAACAAAUGAUUCGCUGUGCAUAAAACAAUGCAAUUAGAAUAUCACUGAAGAUAUAUCCUGCUUCGAAAUUAACAAAAGUUUGUAAUGAUAAGUCCUAAUUAUCGUAUUUGUACACUUAA
Molecule: messenger RNA, 1876 nt
Organism: Limulus polyphemus (Atlantic horseshoe crab)
Lineage: Eukaryota; Metazoa; Arthropoda; Merostomata; Xiphosura; Limulidae
Product: tachykinin-like peptides receptor 86C
Exons: 5
Coding region: 180-1481 (433 amino acids)
Biological process (GO): G protein-coupled receptor signaling pathway
Cellular component (GO): plasma membrane
Molecular function (GO): tachykinin receptor activity
Source: RefSeq, a predicted model, not a curated record